Propithecus coquereli (Coquerel's sifaka) is the source of this 1563-nucleotide messenger RNA. It is a transcript of the gene GARIN2, whose product is annotated as family with sequence similarity 71, member D. Bases 1 to 1563 code for a protein of 520 amino acids. Gene Ontology annotation, cellular component: nucleus. NCBI's taxonomy places the organism in Eukaryota, Metazoa, Chordata, Mammalia, Primates, Indriidae. The record is from RefSeq and is a predicted model, not a curated record. The transcript is spliced from 10 exons.
AUGAAGAAGAACAACAGGAAGCCCACCGCAAGGAUCGAUGUGCAGAAUGCCCUCUGUGUCUCACAUGCCCAUGGGCCAGGAGAUCUUCAAAAUAUGCUGGAUGGAGGAGAGUAUGCUCUUUUUGUAUCCCCUCCCAUGUUAGAGAGCAAUUUUAUCCAGGUCAACAGGAGAGGUGAAUCCAUUUACCUUCAUAACCGAGCCAACUGGGUGACUGUAGGCAUCUGUUCUUCCAGUUCCACCCACAAAACCCCCAGUGUGAUGCUGCUGGCACAUCUGACACCCACUGUCGCAAAAGAUACAGAACCCCUGUUUAAAAGUCUCCUGACAUCUUGUUGUACAGAGAAACUGGUGCUCACCAGGUUCCUCCCUCUGCAGUUUGUGACUCUUUCUGUGCAUGACGCUGAGAACAUGCGCCUCAAAGUAAAGCUUGUGAGUGGCCGAGCCUACUACUUACAGCUCUGCGCCCCUGCAUAUAAUCAGGACACCGAAUUUUCUCAAUGGGUGAACCUCAUCUCCCUCUUGAAUCAGGAGAAAGCCAAAGUUUCCAAAGUGUCAGAGGUCUCAAGCCUCUCAGAAAUCACAAAUAGCACAGAAAUCACAGGCUCCAUAGACAUCAUGAACAUUGCAGCAUUCACAGCUGUACGGACCCCAUACAGGCAUGCAUGUACAGACCCUGCACAUGUCAUGGAGAGCAUAGAUUUUUCAGAAUACACAGACAUUACCGACAUCACAGAUGUCACAGAUGUUCCGGAAAAUGAGAUCACAGAGGUCCCAGAUGUAAGAAUUGUCACAGAAAUCACAGAUGUAACGGAAGUCACAGACAACUCUGAUGCCACAAAUUUCUCAGAGGUUACAGUGGUGUUUGAAAAUGAUGACAUGAUAAAGGCCAAGCAAGAGGAAAAGGACAAAAUGAAAAAUAUUCUGAAGCCUGGAUGUCUACGAAAUACAAAAAGUAAAAAAUGUUUUCAAACUACCUUGACUCCAGUAGAAAGCGAAGCAAAUAUUUGCAAAGAGAUGGGUGAUAAAACCUCUGAAGACAAGACAACCGAUUUUCAAAACCCAGCUCUAAAGACUUUAGAAUCCAGGAGCAUGAGAAUUGAUUCAGACACUUCCGCUCUCUCCCCUCAUAUCAAAUCUUCUUCUAAUUUCCUCAAUGUUGUACCUCAUCUGUCUCCCCCUUUCUCAGGGGAACGGAUGGGAGGAAAGGAAAGUAAAACAGAAAAAGAUAAAGUCGAUGGAAAAACAAGACAACCUAAAGUAACAACAGAAGUGGAAUGUAAUGUUGAGGGGUUUGUUGUGGUUUCUGCUCUAGAAUCAAUCAUGGGUCAAAAGAACUCAGUGCAGCUGCUAGCUUUUUGGAGUCUUCUGCGGGACAUUUACACAUUCAGUUGCACCACAUGUACUCACCAUCAAAUGAAUCGGAUUUUCUUCAGGAGCUGUCAUCCAGGGAAAGAGAAGCCAAGGGCUCUAGAGCGUUACGCCUCAGAGAAACCUCGCGUCCCUAAACGCCAGAACGGCUCUCCAGUACCUAAAAGCCCGAAGCAGUUCGUGUUUUAUACUUAG